GUUCGGCGGUUCUGUUCAGCAUCUUCUUUCUCAGACCCAUCGUACUCGUACCGCCGCUCUGAGCUCGUCCAAACACCAAACCGGCGCCGCUCAGCCGCCACAGGCAGCCUACCUGAGAUAGCCAGGCUCCCAGCCCAUUGGGCUAAAAAACCAGGGGAUUCCUCACCUACUUCCGUCUCCUGUCUCCACUCUCCACGCCGCCAGGCGACUCGCCGCCGGCGGCCGCCACCACCGAAAGCUCGCCAUCCCGCCGUCGCCUCGGCCUCGCAGUCGCAGACGCCCGGCCUCAACGACCGGAGCACGGCCUCGCCGGCGUCGCACCCGAGCACGGAGCACGUCCCUACAGCCACUGGAGAGCCGCCAGCAGGCACUGCCGCCGCAAAACCGCACCUGCCGAACCGACAGGCCCUCCCAUGUCUCCUUCCGCGCCGCCCACCGUAGCCCGCGUCGCGAACCCGCCCAGAACACUCUCCCCGACCCUCUCCUCGCCUUCCACUCGCUCCCCCCACCUCUCCAUGUCGAUUUCCUCCCGUCCCCGCACCGCACCCCUCGCCGCGGCAGGCGGAAGCGGCGCGUCCCCGUCCCUCCUCGCUGCCGACCCGGCCCACCGCGAUGCAGUAAUCCUCUCCGCGCGCGGUGCAAUGGCGAACUGCCUCGGCGAGACCAACCUCGACCUCGUCGUCCCCGGGCUCCGGCUCGCCGCCAAAGGCAAGGUGAGGGAUGUCUACGAGAGCGGGGAGCACCUGGUGCUAGUUACCACCGACCGCCAGAGCGCGUUCGACCGGGUCCUUGCCUCCAUCCCUUUUAAAGGGCAGGUUCUUAAUGAGACUAGCCUUUGGUGGUUCAAUAGGACAAGUCACAUCACUCCAAAUGCGGUGGUCUCUUGUCCCGACAAGAAUGUGACAAUUGCCAAAAGGUGCUCAGUUUUUCCGGUUGAAUUUGUCGUGAGGGGGUUCAUCACUGGAAGCACUGAUACAUCACUAUGGACAGUUUAUAACAAUGGUGUGAGGAAUUACUGUGGAAAUGUUAUUCCUGAUGGAAUGGUAAAGAAUCAAAAGCUAGCAGCAAAUAUCCUCACGCCAACAACUAAAGCUGUUGAUCACGAUGUCCCUGUCACUCCUGAUGAGAUUAUGAAGUCACGGCUGAUGUCAAAGGAAGAUUUUGAUGAAGCAAGAUGUAAAGCUUUAAGCUUGUUUGAAUAUGGCCAGCAAGUGGCCUUAGAGAAUGGAGUGAUUCUAGUUGACACCAAGUAUGAAUUUGGAAAAACAGCAGACGGGACAAUUAUGUUGAUCGAUGAGAUACAUACGCCUGAUUCCAGCCGAUACUGGAUUGCUAAUUCAUAUGAAGAGAGAUUCAAAUCUGGUCUGGAACCUGAAAAUGUUGACAAGGAGUUCCUGAGGCUGUGGUUUAAGAAUAAUUGCAAUCCAUAUGAAGACCCGGUUCUACCAGAAGCUCCGGAAGAACUAGUUUGCGAACUUGCUUGGCGGUACAUAUUCCUAUUUGAAACAAUUACAAAUACGGAGUUUGAGAUCCCAGAAACACAGGAACCGAUUCAUGAAAGGAUAUCAAGGAAUGUGGCACAAGCCUUAAGGAAUCUAUAAUCGUGUUGCUGAAUCUAUAAUUGCGAAUGCUGAAACAAAUCACUUAUUCCUGGCAACAGGAGGCUAGAGGCUCACUAUUGCUACCAAGAGUCCUAGUUACUAUGUGCACAUGAGAUGUAUCCUUCCCAAGGUUGGAUUUAUUUUUGUGCGAAGCUAUGCUCGGUUAAUGUAACUUUAUUGAUCUCCAUUAUCCCGGCCUUUGUCAAAGAAUACACUCAGCCCUGAUGUAAUAUGGGUAGUAGAAUAAUUGGUCCCUGUUUCUUUUUUGAGCGUUUUGGCAUGCUCCCCUGACCACUAUAACGUCCCCAUGUCUGCAGCUUUGGAGAAGAAUGAAUGGAAUAUGCAACCUUUUUUUUUC
Molecule: messenger RNA, 1959 nt
Organism: Brachypodium distachyon (stiff brome)
Lineage: Eukaryota; Viridiplantae; Streptophyta; Magnoliopsida; Poales; Poaceae
Product: phosphoribosylaminoimidazole-succinocarboxamide synthase, chloroplastic
Exons: 12
Coding region: 414-1601 (395 amino acids)
Biological process (GO): 'de novo' IMP biosynthetic process
Cellular component (GO): chloroplast stroma; cytoplasm
Molecular function (GO): phosphoribosylaminoimidazolesuccinocarboxamide synthase activity
Source: RefSeq, a predicted model, not a curated record